AUGGAGCCUUCGACAGAGCCAGAGUACCGGAAGUCUGGAGGUGUUCCCAGCAACCAGUACAUCUGUAAAGCUCUGGCGGUCGUCGCCAAGGCGACCGGGUUGCGGCUGCUCUGCCCUCCGGCCCGGUUCUGCACCCAUAACGGAGCGAUGGUCGCCUGGAACAGAAUGGAGCGUCUGAGGGAAGGAACCGGGAUCCUGGCGCCGGAGGUGGAGGUCAGCUACGAGCCCAGAGCUCCGCUGGGCGUGGACAUCACAGCCGAGGUGAGGGACGCCGCCAUCAGGCCGCCGCCCAUCCGGAUCAAGAUCCCAGCCUGACCGGCAGAACUCCCUCUAUCCAAACAGUGCAGAUAUGAGAUGUUUAUUUAUUAAUAAAGUAUUUUAAUAUGAA
Molecule: messenger RNA, 388 nt
Organism: Xiphophorus couchianus (Monterrey platyfish)
Lineage: Eukaryota; Metazoa; Chordata; Actinopteri; Cyprinodontiformes; Poeciliidae
Product: probable tRNA N6-adenosine threonylcarbamoyltransferase, mitochondrial
Exons: 4
Coding region: 1-315 (104 amino acids)
Cellular component (GO): mitochondrion
Source: RefSeq, a predicted model, not a curated record